Messenger RNA from Haliotis rubra (blacklip abalone), 1191 nucleotides. RefSeq lists its product as uncharacterized. The record is from RefSeq and is a predicted model, not a curated record. The coding region runs from base 1 to 1191 and encodes 396 amino acids. The transcript has 3 exons. NCBI's taxonomy places the organism in Eukaryota, Metazoa, Mollusca, Gastropoda, Lepetellida, Haliotidae.
AUGGCUGAUUUGCUGGCGGAAUUUGAAAGAGAUGGAAAGUGGUUAAGUUCUACGAAGACAACCGCCAACAACAAACUAGAUCUCUCAACUAAGACCGGGCACGUCAAGAAGUUACAUUUUCUCACUGCCUCACCAACCAAACUCAAGAAGAUCACCAGCCCUGCUACCAACAACACAGUCGUCAACCUCAGCAACAAGCAGCUCUCCAACCAACAAGUCAACGCCCUUGCCAAAGGCCUGAAAUUCGCCCUCACACCACGACGAACAACCUCGGACAUGUUCAUCACCAACAUUGAGAAAGGCCUCCAACAACUAGCACCCGGUGGGAAGGUUGACUACCUCCGGCACCAGAUCUGCAAUAUUCUUUACAAGGCCCAACCACAGAAGCCCAAUAUCACUCCAUCAGAGAAACAAGCCAUCAAACAAUUGAGACAAGACCCGGACAUCGUCAUCGCCCCAGCUGACAUAGGUAAGGCCACCGUUGUUCUAGACAAAGACCAUUUCCACACCAUGGUAGACAACCUGCUAGAUGACACCGCCACGUACAAGAAGAUCAAUACGGAUCCUACUACUAAGCUGAAUCGUCAGCACAAGUCCACCCUAAAAAUCCUGCACAAUAAAUUUGAACUCUGUACAGAUCUGUAUCGCAAACAAUCAGUAUCCCAUCCUCAGCCACCCUAUGCCCGAGCAACUGUCAAGAUCCAUAAGAAUCCUGUGAAAACCCGUCUACUAGUCUGCUCCCGUGAUACGGUGUUUUACAAUACUGCCCAGCACCUUACCCAAGUACUCUCUCCUUUAGGUAAAUCUGCCAACUCCUUCAUCAACGACUCAACAGACUUCUGCAGCAAGAUCCGUGACAUCUCCAAUCCAGGUCCCAUCAUCAGCUACGAUGUUGUGGACCUAUUUACUAAUGUACCUAGAGAAGAAGCGCUCCAAGCCUUACGCCACAGAAUUGAUAAACUUCAACAACCCCUCAACACCAGCCUCUCAACUGACUCCAUCAUCAGUCUCACCUCAACCUGCAUCAACUCCACUUACUUCACCUGGGGGGACGAGAUCUAUGAACAAAUUCAUGGACUUCCCAUGGGCUCCCCCUUAUCCCCCAUCCUAACCGAAAUUUACAUGACGGUCCUGGAAGAUAAAGUACUAGAUACUGCACCCUUCAAACCUACAUGUGGGAGUAAAUCCUGA